AUGCCACGACUCCUCCUCUCCCUCCUCUCUACCGCCCUCCUCUUCCUCUCCGUCGCAAACGCCCAAUUUCAGUUUUUUGAGCAGAUGUUCCACGGGCAAGGCCAGCAGCAGCAGAGACAAGCACCCCAGGAUGUGCCGAGUGAUUCAGUCUGGUACCAGCAGAACUACGACCAAGCGCGAUGCUCCAAUUACUUAUGUCCGGAUACCCUGGCCUGCGUGCACUUCCCACACCACUGCCCCUGCCCGCAUCCUGCGCACGAGGAGAAGUUCGAGCUGGGUGAUGGCAAGAUGAUGUGCAUUAGCAAGGGCGGCUUCAAACCCGGGGAGGCGGCGCGGAAGGUCGAGUUGGCGAGAAAGGGGCUUCUGUGA
Drepanopeziza brunnea f. sp. 'multigermtubi' MB_m1 is the source of this 369-nucleotide messenger RNA. RefSeq lists its product as uncharacterized. The record is from RefSeq and is a predicted model, not a curated record. NCBI's taxonomy places the organism in Eukaryota, Fungi, Ascomycota, Leotiomycetes, Helotiales, Drepanopezizaceae.